AUGCUCACACAAGCCUCUGAGUCUCAGUCAUACCUCUGCCAUGAGUCAAGCCACCAGAGAUCUUCAGACUUCGCAUUAGGACCUGCUCUACAAUCAGUUCUGCAGAGAGGCCUGCCCAACUCUGUCAGACUGGUUCAUGGGUCGAGUCUGUGUUCAGGCAGACUGCAGGUGAAGUUGAACGAGUCCUGGUCCUCAGUUUGUGAAGAUGACUUUGACCAGCAGGAUGCACAGGUGGUCUGUAGAGAGCUGGGCUGUGGACCUCCUUCAGUCCUCCAGGUGGCGCUCUAUGGAGAAAUGGUGUUAGCAAAGUGGACCAAAGAGUUCCAUUGUGGAGGCAAUGAGUCUGGUCUUUUGGCCUGUGGAAGCUCAGGCUCAGACAGAAACUCCUGUUUACGUGGUAAAGCUGUUGGACUCACCUGCUCAGAGCCUGUCAGGUUGGUGGGAGGAGCCACCCAAUGUGCUGGUAUAGUGGAGGUUAACGUCCAGCAAGACUGGAGACCAGUGAUGCACUAUUACUGGACCCUGAAGAGAGCAGAUGUGGUGUGUCGAGAUCUGGACUGUGGCUCUGCUGUUUAUACAGAAAUGAGACGUGGUUCCUCAGACAGACCUGUGUGGGAGAUCACAUAUGAGUGUCUUGAUUAUGGAUAUUCACUGAGGGACUGUGGGGCAUCUUCAUAUUCUUCUGACAGCAUUCAGAUCAACUGUUCAGAGGUGCUGUUUCUGCCAAUCAUCUCUCUGUCCUCGUCUGUGGGCGGAGUCUCUGUUGUCCAGCAGGAGGAGAUUUGGGUGUUCAGAGGCUCCGUCUUUACCAUCAGCUGCUCCAUCCAGCCACAGUAUCCAGGAGGCUCCUUCCAGCUCACCUUCACUUCCUCCAACGCAACACGCAACUCCACCCAGCCAGCUGUCAAUCACUCUGCCCUCUUCCUGUUUCCUGCUGCAAACCACACCCACCGAGGCAACUACAGCUGUGUUUAUAACAUCCACAAGUUUUCUCAUAACUUUUCAUCUGUGAGCCGUUUGCUGUCUCUGACUGUCUCAGUUCCACCAGAUCAAACAGUCGUUGUGGUCAGACUGGUGACCUCCGUGUUGCUGACUCUGCUGCUCAUCAUCAUCAUCAUCUCUUGUGUCUGUGGGAAAACAUGGUACCAUACCACCAGGGGGCACAAAAUGAUCAGUCAAAACAACAUUGAGAUGGUUAACCUCAGUGUUUCUGGAGCUGAAGGAGGCUCAUCUGAAGAUGAAGUAGCCGAGGAGCAAGUCUAGAAGGAUUUUUUCAGCUG
This is a messenger RNA of Thalassophryne amazonica, 1280 nucleotides long. Its product is annotated as scavenger receptor cysteine-rich type 1 protein M130-like. The transcript has 6 exons. The coding region runs from base 1 to 1263 and encodes 420 amino acids. Lineage: Eukaryota; Metazoa; Chordata; Actinopteri; Batrachoidiformes; Batrachoididae. The record is from RefSeq and is a predicted model, not a curated record. Gene Ontology annotation, cellular component: membrane.